This is a messenger RNA of Dioscorea cayenensis subsp. rotundata (Guinea yam), 2956 nucleotides long. RefSeq names its product pentatricopeptide repeat-containing protein At2g27610. The record is from RefSeq and is a predicted model, not a curated record. Gene Ontology annotation, biological process: RNA modification. Gene Ontology annotation, molecular function: RNA binding; zinc ion binding; protein binding. NCBI's taxonomy places the organism in Eukaryota, Viridiplantae, Streptophyta, Magnoliopsida, Dioscoreales, Dioscoreaceae. The transcript has 2 exons. Bases 185 to 2746 code for a protein of 853 amino acids.
UAUAUAUAUAUAAGGGGGAGCAAAAAGUAAUGCUUGAAUUUCGCAGCGGCUAAACAAUAAUUUACUCUUUGGAAGCUCGGCACAUUCUUGAUCCUACGGCUGCUGCUCUGUUUCCCUCCAUUUACCAUUCAAAAAGAAAAACUAAAGAAAAAAAACAAUUAAAAGAAAAUUAAAAAAGGAAACGAUGAUCUCGGGAACUCUCUCAAUGCUAAGGAGAACAACUCUGAGAGCCAGAAACGGCGUCCAUCUUUUCCACUCUCUUGCUCUUCAGCUGGAAACCACCAACCACGACCAUGAAAGUCCUGAGGUGAGCCUCGCCGAGACCAACCGCUUGUUGUUCUCCUACUCGAGAAGCAAUCUCAACCUACAAGUUCUCAAUCUAUUCUUGGACAAUCAUCGCCAAGGGAAGCCUGUGGAUGCUUUGACUCUCUCCUGUGUUGUCAAGUCCUGUGGCUAUUUGUCUGAUUGGAUUCUUGGGAGACAGCUCCAUUGUUGCUGCAUCAAGCUUGGAUGUGCAGCUGACGUCAGUGUUGGCACUGCUUUGAUAGAUAUGUACAUGAAAUGUGACUGUGUGGGAGAUGCACGUAAAGUGUUUGAUUUUAUGCCUGAGAGGAAUGUAGUGUCCUGGACUUCCUUGAUCACUGGGUACACGCAGAGUGGAUUGCCAGAUGUUGUUGUGGAUUUGUUUGCACGAAUGCAGGUGGAGGGAGUUUGGCCCAACUCGUACACUUUUGCUAGUGUUCUUACAUCAGUUGCGGCUCGGGGAGCUGUUGAUGAAGGGAAGCAAGCUCAUGCGCAGUUGAUUAAGUUUGGGAACCAAUCUACCGUCUUUGUUUGCAAUUCCCUGAUGAAUAUGUACUCCAAGUGUGGUUGUGUCGAUGAUGCGAAUGCAGUUUUUGAGAGUGUCGAGAACAAGGAUGUUGUGUCAUGGAAUUCAAUGAUUGCAGGGCUGGUGUUGAAUGGGUCUGAUCUUGAAGCUCUGAAACUGUUCUGUAGAAUGAAACUUGCCGGUUUGAAGCCGACUCAAUUGACUUUUGUCACUGUGAUCAAGCUAUGUGCUAAGUUGAAAGAUCUCAUCUUGUCGCAGCAGCUUCAUUGCUGCGUGGUGAAAGACGGGUUUGCAUUAGAUGUUAAUAUAUUGACGGCAUUGAUGGUCGUCUACAGCAAGUGUGGUAAAAUGGAUGAUGCUUUUGAGUUGUUCUAUGCCAUGUCGGGAGCUAGAAAUGUGGUGUCCUGGACUGCAAUGAUCUGUGCAUUCAUCCAGAAUGGGGACCUUCAUCGAGCUGCUGUUCUUUUUUCUCAAAUGAUGAGUGGAGAUGUUCGGCCAAAUGAGUUCACCUUCUCGACCAUAUUAUCUGCUUCUCCGAUCAUUUCUCCACCUCAAAUUCAUGCACAAGUCAUCAAAACAAACUACCACAAUGUCUCUUCAGUAGGAACUGCACUUCUUGCUGCCUAUGCUAAACUUGGGAGCACGCAAAAUGCCCUUUCUGUUUUUAGGGACAUUGACAUGAAGGAUAUCGUUGCAUGGUCUGCAAUGAUGUUUGCCUUUGCCCAAGCAGGAGACUCUGAAGGUGCUGCAAAGCUGUACUCUGAAAUGAACUUAAAUAAAGUUAAGCCGAAUGAAUUCACUCUAUCGAGUGUCAUUGAUGCCUGUGCCAGCCCAGCAGCCUCAGUUGAGCAAGGGAAACAGUUUCAUGGCAUAAUAAUCAAAUUCAGGUACCAGGAUGCCAUUUGUGUGAGCAGUGCACUUGUUACAAUGUACGCAAAGAAAGGGAGCAUUGAGAAUGCUCAGAAGGUAUUUGAGAGGCAAUCGAUCAGAGACCUGGUCUCCUGGAACUCAAUUAUCUCUGGCUAUGCUCAACAUGGUUAUGGCCACAAGGCUCUUGAGAUAUUCAAGGAAAUGGAAGCUCAGGGACUUAAAAUGGACAGUGUCACCUUCCUUGGUGUAAUUGUAGCAUGCAUGCACACAGGUCUUGUAGAAGAAGGGAACAAGUACUUUGAUACGAUGGUAAAAGAUCACGGAAUUAAUCCAACAAUGGAGCAUUAUGCUUGCAUGGUGGACCUCUACAGCCGCUCAGGUAAGCUUGAAGAAGCUUUGAAUUUCAUCGAAGGAAUGCCAUUUCGAGCAGGGCCAAUGAUCUGGCGAACACUCUUGGGGGCAUGCCGGGUUCACAAAAAUGUAGAGCUUGGAAAGUUUGCUGCAGAGCAACUCAUGUCACUCGAGCCGCAAGAUUCUGCUGCUUAUGUGUUGUUGUCAAACAUCUAUGCAUUAACAGGAAAAUGGGAUGAAAGAGCUAAAAUAAGGAAACUGAUGAAUGAGAGGAAGGUGAAGAAGGAAGCUGGCCGGAGCUGGAUUCAGAUCAAGAACAAGGUGCAUUCUUUCUUAGCAGCUGAUAGAUCACAUCCUUUAUCUGAAAGUAUAUAUGAAAAGCUCAAGGAAAUGACCAAAAGACUGAAAGAUGAAGGGUAUUGCGCAGAUACUGACUUGGUACUACAUGAGGUUGAAGAGGAACACAAGGAAACAAUGCUUUCACGACACAGUGAGAGAUUAGCCAUUGCUUUUGGAUUGAUAUCCACCCCUCAAGGAACUCCCCUUCAGAUUGUGAAGAACUUAAGGGUGUGUACCGAUUGCCAUACGGCGAUAAAGAUGAUAUCGAAAUUAGAGGAAAGGGGCAUUGUUGUGAGAGAUUCGAAUAGGUUUCAUCACUUUAAAGAUGGCUCUUGUUCUUGUGGUGAUUACUGGUGAAUAGUUUUAUCAGCAGACAUCAUUCAUUGAAAUGCCACCCACUGUUGGGCACUUCAGUUCACUGUACUGCAUCAAAAUGACUUGAAUGGAGAAGCAUGUAAUACUUAAAAAAGGCGUUGAAGCCAAACGGGUUUCGCCCAUUAACCGAGGAAGAGAAGAUCCGACCCGUUAAGGCAGCAUUAUGAGAUGGUCAUCAAGAAAAUGAGAUAA